Athalia rosae (coleseed sawfly) is the source of this 2411-nucleotide messenger RNA. It is a transcript of the gene Nup62, whose product is annotated as nuclear pore glycoprotein p62. Bases 357 to 2081 code for a protein of 574 amino acids. Gene Ontology annotation, cellular component: nuclear pore; nuclear pore central transport channel. Gene Ontology annotation, biological process: protein import into nucleus; RNA export from nucleus. The transcript has 4 exons. The record is from RefSeq and is a predicted model, not a curated record. NCBI's taxonomy places the organism in Eukaryota, Metazoa, Arthropoda, Insecta, Hymenoptera, Athaliidae. Gene Ontology annotation, molecular function: structural constituent of nuclear pore; phospholipid binding.
ACCACUGCAGUUCAGAUAGUCGCUACCUCUGCUAUGCCUCCACCCUCCAUAGACUCGUCGUACUCACCAGUGUUCACUGCAACUGCGUAUCUUCUUCACGUGUGUCAUUUUUAAAAUAAUUGAGAUAUCACUUAGCUAUCAAAUCAACGAUUUCAGACUUGUAGAUCAGGUAUAGAAAGAACUUAUAGCGCGCACAUCACGGUAUCUUCAUCGUUUGUUAAUAUACCUUAAAAAACCACGCGAUUGUGUUGAAAUUUAAUCAUUGAGGUUAAUCGCCGAAACCGUUGUAUUUCUGUUACCUCCGCUGUUGUAUCCGUAGAAAUAAUACUUCGAAGUAAACGUAAACGAGAAAAAAAAUGAGUUUUUCAUUUGGCCAACCGACUACUCAGCCCUCAACCCAGCAAGGAUUUUCUCUGGGUACUACUUCUCAACUAACAACAGGAGGUACACAGGGGAUCACGUUUGGUGCUGUAGCAGCAGGUGCUGGCGAUGCUAACAAAAUCACAGCUCCAGGUUUCCCUCAGACGGCUAUGCAGCCGCAAGCAAAAUCUGACUCGCAGUUAUUCGCUACCAGGUUUGCUCCAGCUACCACUCUACCUAGUCUUGGUGCAAUUUCUGGUUUUGGAACAAAUCCACCUAAAAAUACGUGGUCCCUGCUCUCUAAUUCUACAAGUGGGACUCCUGCACAAUCUAGUAAUCUAAGUUUUGGGGCACAAGUCAGCACCUCAAUAAAAACAACUCCGCAAUUGACUCAGCCAGGUUUCCAAGGAUCAAACCCAUCAAAUGUCACGAGCUUGGGCAAUGCCUUUGCCACACCAUCGAAUGUGCAAGGAUUUAAUUUCGGCGCUAAUCCUGCCACUACUGCUUCCAGCGUCACUUUUAAUUUAGGUGGCACACCAACUACUUCUGCACAACCAUCCGGUGGUCUAACCUUUGAAACUCCAAAACCAACUCCCUCUGAAGCACCGCCAGGGACUGCUACCGCAACUACUGGAGGACUAUCCAAUCUUGCUUUUAGCGUUACGCCUAGAUCCACAGCAGCGCCCAAUUUUGCUACCGGAAUCAGCUCAACUCCAGCUGCAACAGUCUUCAGUCUUCCAUCCACUACUCAACCUAUUCAAAAUGUGGCAGCGGGAACUACCACCGCGCCAGUCUCCAGUGCAACAGGCACUUUCAGUCUCUCUGCACCUACAUCUCAACCAGCCCAAUCAACCGCAGCAACUUUCAAUCUUGGCAGUACUGCUACAACCACACCAACUGCAACAGGUUUUAACCUGACAGCCCCAGCUGCGACGAGCUCUUUUGGUAUCGGUAGUACAGUACCUACAACCUCGACACUUGGUUUCAACUUGGGUACAACAACAUCUGCUGCAACAACUGCUGGAUUUAAUUUUGGCAAAAGUUCUGCACCCACAGUGUCCACCACGGCAACAACUAGUGCACCACAAACAAGUUUGGGGACUGCGACAAACGUAACAGCAUCGACCGCUGCAACGAGCCAACCUGCUGGACUGAAUUUUUGUCAGCUUGAAGAAGCUAUCAAUAAAUGGACGCUGAAGUUAGAAGAACAGGAAAAGGCUUUUGUCAAUCAGGCAACUCAGGUCAAUGCGUGGGACAGACUUCUCAUUGCUAAUGGAAACAAAAUUGUGUCUUUAAACCAAGAAGUGGAACGAGUUGAACUGGAGCAACAGCAGUUGGAACACGAAUUGGAUUACGUGGUUGGUCAACAGAGAGAAUUACAGGACUGCCUAGUGCCCUUGGAGAAAGAACUGGCAUCCGUGUCUGCAAUAGACCCAGAGCGAGAGUACACUUAUCGUCUAGCAGAAAACUUGGAUACUCAGUUGAAGCAGAUGUCCGAGGACUUGAAAGAGAUAAUUGAGCACUUGAACGAAGCUAAUCGAUCUCAAGACUCGAGUGACCCAAUCGUGCAGAUUGGUAAGAUCUUAAAUGCACAUAUGAACAGCUUGCAGUGGUUGGAUCAACGCAGAGCGCUUUUGCAGACAAAGAUACAACAGAUUGAUUCAAUGCAUCAGAAUUUUAGACAAGAGCAUGAACGCAGUUUUAAUUUAGCAUAUAAUUAAUCAUCACAAGUUGACGGUAUUCAACCGUACUUAUCCACCUGAUGGAAAAGAGUCAAAGGAAGUUGAAGAAUGGGUUUCCAUUUGUAUCGACCUGAGAUAUUUUAGGUAAGGAGAGUCUGUGUUAACGUCAUGAAAACUACUUGAAUAGUCUAAUCAUUGAUGUGAUUUAGAAAUAUCAUGUGAUAUUAAAAUGUUUUUGUUUAUCAACAACACAAGUUAAAUCCAAACCUGAGUCAAGAAGCACCCUUUCUAUUGUUUGUAACCCAAGGAGCUUGAUAACCGUUUUAAUAAAUAUUGUAUUUUGAAAUAUACAGAAUUUCCUUAGUUAAA